This is a messenger RNA of Synchiropus splendidus (mandarinfish), 1828 nucleotides long. It is a transcript of the gene proza, whose product is annotated as protein Z, vitamin K-dependent plasma glycoprotein a. The transcript has 9 exons. The record is from RefSeq and is a predicted model, not a curated record. Gene Ontology annotation, biological process: blood coagulation; proteolysis. Bases 195 to 1418 code for a protein of 407 amino acids. Gene Ontology annotation, cellular component: extracellular region. Gene Ontology annotation, molecular function: calcium ion binding; serine-type endopeptidase activity. Lineage: Eukaryota; Metazoa; Chordata; Actinopteri; Syngnathiformes; Callionymidae.
CUGCCCCAUAUCGCCACCUCCUGGUUAGCACUCGCUAUUGUCGGCAGACUGGGAUGUGGUCAUCAGCUGUUAUUCGCCAUCAGCGGCCCUAGUUGUGAUCCAGAACCAGCAGUGACGCACGCGAGCUCGGUCGUCCGGUAUUGGAGUGCGCAUUGACAUCUUGACCCAGACCCCGGCUACUCUCCGGAGUCACCAUGACCUCCUCACCCUUGUAUGCGGCUCUUCUGGGUCUCCUGCUGGUUGUGGACGCGCAGGAACCCCAGACAGUGUUCUUGGAUAAACAGCAAGCCAGUGCUGUGAUUUCCCGCCAUAAGAGGAGCGACUCCUCCAACCUGGAGAAAGUCUGCAUGGAGAAGAUAUGCACCUAUGAAGAGGCCAGAAAAGUCUUCCAGGACUCAUAUCGAACGGACAUCUUCUGGUCCGUCUAUGUUGAUGGAGAUCAGUGCUUAGACAAGCCGUGCAAAAACGGAGGCAUGUGUUCUGACAGCGUGGGAGGCUACGACUGCAUCUGCAAGUCAGGCUUCACCGGAAUCCACUGUGAAAACGAUACCACGUUGUGCACGCUGGAGAAGGACAAGGGCUGCACUCAGUUCUGUAAGCCGGGCUACACCAGCCCAGAGUGCUCGUGUGCGCACGGAUGGAGGCUGACCAGCGACAGGAUCACGUGUGCAGCGGCAGUGCCGUACCCUUGUGGGAAGGUGUACAGUCAAUGGGACGAGAGAAAGACCACCAACGCAGCCAGUGGCUAUCUGGGACUCCCCUGCAGGGGUACCGAGUGUCCCUGGCAGGCCAUGCUCAAAGAUUACGGCUCAGAGGACUUCUGCAGCGGAGUCAUCCUGAAGGAGAACCUGGUCUUGACUUCAGCUCAGUGCGCCAGCAAGUUCAAAACCUUCCAGGUGGUCGUCGGUAAACGCAAGAGAACAUUUGAUGACGACGAGCAGACGAUUAACGUGAAGAAGGUUACGCUCCACCCGCGAUACGUGGAAGGACGUGCUGAGUACGACCUUGCUGUGGUGGAGCUCCAAGGUCGCAUCACUUUCACGCGUGAGGUGGUCCCUGCUUGUCUGCCAGAGAAAGACUUCGCCGAGAACUUCCUGUUGAAGUCUGCCGCCUUGGUCACCGGCUGGAAAACUGGCGAUGACUCGCCGCUGAUGUUCAACCACCUGGAGUACGAGAGUCUGAGCCAGUGUUUGCAGACUCACCCUGAAAUCAUCACCAAUAAAAUGGGCUGCACCGGCGCUCGCGCGAACGCCGACUGCACCAUGGGCAGCGGCAGCCCCCUGCUGGCCCUGCACAGGGGGGUGGUCUACCUCACCGGAGUGCUGAGCGAGCCGGCGGGACUCAGCUGCUCCAAAGGCUACGUGUUCCAGAAAGUGUCGCGAAAUCUCGGCUGGAUUCAGAAGUUCAUGAAAAACUAGAUGGAGUUGAUUUUUUUUGGUCAUUCAGUCAAGGAUUCAAAAUGUCAAAAACAAUGACGUGUGUUCGGCGAUAUAAGUGAUGCUUUCCAGGCAAUAGGAACAUCCUUGCAUUGCUCCACAAUACUCACAUGUUAUUAACAUUUUAAAAUCCUGAACUGAGUGUAGCCCCGACGCUUCCGGCUAGAGUAUUGAACGUGUUACGCAAUCCCUAAUGCAAUUCCCUUUUCGACCACCAGGUGUCUCUCUCGCGCCACUACACCGUCCUUAUGUGACAGGCGCUGUGCAGUAUUCCGCUCGUCUUUGUUUUAAGAUGCUUAAGAACAACUUUAUUGAACACUGUAUGUAUGUAUGAAUUUCUGUUUGUAACAGUAAUCACCGUUUUUAUGAAUGUAAUAAACCACCCAAUGAAC